AUGGGUCUUUUCAAUGUAUUUAUAUCACCAGACCCCACAGCUAUACCCACAUUUGAUCCAUCAAUCGAUUCAAUCAAUUUACAAAUCAAGUCACUAUUAUAUCUAUUCAAAAGACUACGAAUCAAAAAAUUAGCCUCAUUGGUGGGCCAGGAUGGUAAAUUGAAGUAUGCAGAUACAGAGGUAGUGGUGGUGUUUGAUAAUGACCCAACAUUUACCAAACUAGACAAGACCUAUAAUGUCGCCAAAUUUGAAGCAAUUCUACUUGAUGAUGAGUAUCGAGUAGUGGUUGAUUUCAUCAAGAAUAAGUUUCGGGCGAUGUGCUUUAUUAAUGAAGUGCCUGUUAAUUUGUCACGGCCGGGUAGUCCCGUACGUGACCAAUCAACGAAUACUGGCUCAGAUAAAGAUGAAUUUCCGCCCUUUUUAGAUUAUAAAGAACGCAAGUCGAAGUUAUUUGAAUUCACCCUUUUCCCCAUUUCACAGCACCACACAAUGGAGUCAAUUGCAAGUAUACUCAGUGGGUCGAAGAUAUAUAUUGAGCAUAAAGUCCCGUUUUUGAAACGAUACAAUAUUGCUCUUGCUGCAAUAGCUAAAGUUAUGUGCACCCUGCCAAAUGCAAAAUUUAUCAUUAAUCAGGAUAAGAAGCUGAAAAUUAUAAGAAAUUAUCUUGUGCUAUUGGCAACUCACGUACAAGUGAUGAGGAUAUACGAUGAAUAUACUAAAUUGCAUCCACUUGUGGCGUCACCUACCAAGUCGCUUAAUCAUUCGGUAUCGAAAUUGUCUCUUGGUAACUCGUCAGUGGCGUCGUCACCAUCAUCAUCACCAACAAAGCCGCAUACGAAGUCUCCUGUAAAAUUGUCUGCAAAGCCAGCCAGGAGAGAUUCGCAAACACUCCUUCGAACAAAACCCUCAAUACUGCAGCUAAAACUUGACGAAUUGUAUAAUCCGGUAGCUAAUCCACCACUACUUCAACCUGAUGACAAAAAGUCGGGCCCAAAGACAAACAAUGGUGUGGGUACUGGUGCUGGUGUUGGUUCUAGAUCUGGUUCAGAACCGGGUGCAAGCUCGGGAUCAGUUACAUUGUUGGAAGAUACUGAAGGCAGGGAGAUAUUGCGACUCGAUGUUUAUGAAAGAUGUAAAGUUGCAAUCAAUGACAGGAUCAAGUCUGAAAGAAAGAAAUUGGCCAAAUCUCAGGCAAGCUCUUAA
This is a messenger RNA of Lodderomyces margitis, 1203 nucleotides long. RefSeq lists its product as uncharacterized. The coding region runs from base 1 to 1203 and encodes 400 amino acids. The transcript has a single exon. The record is from RefSeq and is a predicted model, not a curated record. Lineage: Eukaryota; Fungi; Ascomycota; Pichiomycetes; Serinales; Debaryomycetaceae.